UUACUUGAGAAAUCUUUGCGCUGAAAGAUCGGGAUAAUGUUAGAAUGAUCGAUUUUGCAUUGGCUGUUGUGGAUUCUGUCUUCUGGGUUUUGUUCUGCUGUAGAUAAGCUUCUCAUCGAUCUUGAGAUCGCCAAGAUCAGUAGAGUUUUGCCUUGUUUUGUGUCAAUUUGGGAUUUUUUUUCAUCGAAGUGCGUUGAUUAAGGUUAUUCCGUUUGCACGGAUUUGAGGUGUUCGAUUUGAAGAAAGCGCAUUAGAAAUUUAUAAUUAGUAGAAGCAUCGGCAUGCUAUAAAUUAGCAGAAAAGCUAUAAUAGUCAGAGUCCUCAAAUAAAGAAGCAUUAUUCUUGAUCACUUCACUGAUAAAACUGGUACUGAUUUGUCAGCUUAUUUUUUGACGGAAAUCCUACAGUUCGCUUCUGGAAAGUGUUGGGCUAAAUAUACAGCCUUCAGGUAACAAGGAAGUUUGAGUAAGAUUUGCUGACGAGUCCAAAAGAAUCGAUCUGCUGAAUCCAUCCGUGGAGACCAGUCUAUCUUCUUAGCACUUUGCGAGAUUCUGAAGAAGAUCUUGACGACACUCCUUGCUAAUUUUAAAAAUUCUGAAGCAAUAAGAACAGUUUUUCUAAAACAAUUGGCAGUAUUUACAGGCGAUCUUUGCUAUCUUGAAAAUUAAAAAAGAAAGAAAAAUGGUAAGCGCCCGAGCAGAUUCGGGGCCUGUUUUGGCCGCAGAAAAAACUACUGAAAAUGCUACUCCAAAUUCACGCCCUGCUCGCCCAUCGUAUGUCCCUCCACAUUUGCGUAACAAAGAUCUUCAAAGUCAAGUACCCGUGCCAUCCCAGAAUUCUUCAAAUCCUAACCCAUCUUCAAGAAGUCCUAACCCUGAUCCUAUCCCAAACCCUAAUCCCAUACAACCCUCUGCCUGGGGUUCGAAUCCUCGGGCAGGCAGCCUAAGCAGAACGGGGUCCUGGGCUGCAGAGAGUGAGAAGUCCUUUGGUUGGAGUGGCGAAAGAAACCUUAAUCCUAAUCCUCACCCAAAUCCUCGCGGGCGGGGAAACACCAACAGGCUAAGAACCCCACCUACACCUGAAACAAAUCCAUUUGCUUCCCAUGGCCUGAAGCCCGAUGUUGUCAACACACUCUUCGACCAAGAAAACACGGGGAUAAAUUUUGAGGCCUAUGAAGACAUUCCUGUUGAAACCAGCGGCGAAAAUGUGCCUCCUCCGGUGGGCACGUUUGCAGAAAUUGAUCUGGGUGAGGCACUGAAUCUUAAUAUAAAGCGCUGCAAUUACGUUAAGCCCACACCUGUGCAGAGGUAUGCAAUACCCAUCUCACUGGCGGGAAGGGAUUUGAUGGCUUGUGCUCAGACUGGAUCAGGUAAAACGGCUGCCUUCUGUUUUCCCAUCAUUUCUGCGAUCAUGAGGUCUAACGUUCCUCCAAGGCCACGCGCAGGAAGGAGCUCAUUUCCCCUGGCGCUUAUUUUGUCCCCAACCAGAGAAUUAUCAAUGCAGAUAUACGAGGAAGCUAGAAAGUUUGCCUAUCAAUCCGGGAUCAAAGUUGUGGUUGUAUAUGGAGGUGCACCUAUUAAUCAACAGCUUCGGGAGUUAGAGCGGGGUGUUGAUAUUCUUGUUGCAACACCUGGACGCCUUUCAGAUCUUCUUGAGAGAGGAAGGGUUUCCCUUUCCAUGGUGAAACAUUUGGCUCUGGACGAGGCAGAUCGCAUGCUUGAUAUGGGGUUUGAGCCUCAGAUUCGUAAGAUAGUUGAAACAAUGGAUAUGCCACCUGUUGGUAAAAGGCAAACGUUGCUGUUCAGUGCAACAUUUCCGAGAGAAAUUCAGAGGUUGGCAUCCGAUUUUCUUUCAAACUAUAUCUUCUUGGCCGUUGGUAGGGUGGGAUCUAGUACAGAUCUAAUCGUCCAGAGGGUGGAAUUUGUUCUAGGUGAAGAGAAAAGAAGCCAUUUAAUGGAUUUACUUCAUGGUCAAAGAGCUAGUGGGGCACAUGGAAAGCAUGCUUUGACUCUAGUUUUUGUGGAGACAAAGAAGGGCGCUGAUUCCUUGGAAUACUGGUUAUGCUCCAAUGGUUUCCCUGCAACCACAAUACAUGGCGACAGAUCACAACAGGAGCGAGAGCAAGCAUUACGAUCCUUUAAGAGUGGAACAACUCCUAUCCUUGUUGCUACUGAUGUAGCAGCUCGUGGUCUUGACAUUCCACAUGUUGCACAUGUUGUGAACUUUGACUUGCCAAAUGAUAUUGAUGACUAUGUUCACCGCAUUGGCCGUACAGGUCGGGCUGGAAAUUCUGGGUUAGCCACUGCAUUUUUUAAUGAAAGUAAUAUGUCUUUAGCAAGGCCACUUGCGGAACUGAUGCAAGAAUCAAACCAAGAUGUACCAACAUGGCUUCAUAAGUAUGCUGCGAGUUCAAGGUCUUCAUUUGGCAGUGGGGGGCGAGGUCGUCGAUCUGGGGGAAACAGGUUUGGUAGUCGUGAUUACCGAAGAGAUGGAGGCAGAGGUAGUGUGGACCGCUAUGGUGGUGCUGCCCGUUAUGGUGGUGCACAUGGUAAUGUGGUAAAUACAUACGGCUCGCCUGCAGGGUAUGGAUAUAGCAAUCCUGGCUAUGCUAGUGCAUGGGAUUGAGAAGCUGUAAAUACUUGAAUCAGUCAAUGAUUUCAUGACAUCUGAGAUUCUGAAGACUUCGGAGAAUUUUUAACCUUGAAAGUGCAGUUGUACUUUUCUCUGGCAUUAAUAAUUUUAACCUCUAACAAAGUUACUUACCUUAGUACAUGUGAAAGCAGUGUCGACUUAACUGAUCUUGUGACAUUAAUGGAAAUAUGACUAGAUAUUACAAUGAGCUUAACUUUUGCGGCUUAUUAGCCUUCUGUAUAUUAGGAGAACUGAAAUUUGAAGGGUUAGGGUUGUAGUUAUAGUUCCUGAUUCUUGGCAGGCAGCAUCUUAUUUUGUUGCAAUUGACAUCGUGGACAACUAACUUCUAACUCGCCAUUUCUUGUGAAUAUCGAAGUCAGCUGAAAUGUGACAGUGGAUGUGGCAAGAUUUAUGAUUGACAUUUUGUGGGAAGAUUUAUAUCAUGGGGAAUAUAUGUAUUUUCUAACCUAUUUUCUUAUGUAAAUCACAUCUAUUGAGUAAUGACUAAAUCUCAUUACGACGGGGUACAUUGUGCUCUUUUACUAUUA
Molecule: messenger RNA, 3179 nt
Organism: Cryptomeria japonica (Japanese cedar)
Lineage: Eukaryota; Viridiplantae; Streptophyta; Pinopsida; Cupressales; Cupressaceae
Product: DEAD-box ATP-dependent RNA helicase 52B
Exons: 9
Coding region: 682-2625 (647 amino acids)
Cellular component (GO): nucleus
Molecular function (GO): RNA helicase activity; ATP binding; RNA binding
Source: RefSeq, a predicted model, not a curated record